AUGUCACGUUUGAUAGUUAGGGGAUUACCAAAAUAUUAUACUGAAGAUAAUUUGAGAAAUCAUUUCAAUAAGCAAGGAGAAGUUACAGAUGUCAAAUUAGUUAAACAGAAAAAUGGAGAAUCAAGAAGAUUUGCAUUUAUUGGUUAUAAAUCAAAUGAAUCAGCUGAGAAAGCAGUUAAAUUUUUUAAUAGAUCAUUUAUAGAUACAGCAAGAAUAGAUGUUGAAAUUGCAAAAUCAUUUUCGGAUCCAGAUGUUCCAAUUUCAUCAAGAGAAAGAAGAAGAAGAGAUAAUGAAAGAUUGAAAAGACAACAAGAACAAAUAUUAGAACAAGAAGAAAGAAUGGCUAAGAAACAAAAGACAAAACCUAAAUCAAUAAUAGAACAAGAAAUGGAAAACGAUCCUAAAUUUAAAGAAUAUAUGGAAGUGAUGAAGCCUUCUCAUGAAGUUAAAUCUUGGGCAAAUGAUACAAUAGCUGAUGGAUCUGGUGGACCUUCAAAUGCAGAAUUGGAGAAGGCAUUAAAUGGUGAAGUAUCUGAACCAGUAAAUAAUUCUUAUAAUGUGAUAGAAACAAAAGAAAAUGAAAGUGAUGAUGAAUAUAAUGAUUUCAAUGAACCACAAGCAGAUGAAGUUGAGGAGGAUGAAGAAGAAGAAAUGAUACCUUUAAAUGAAGUAGAAAAUGAAGUUGCUAAAGACGAGAACGUCUCAGAUUUGGAUUGGUUGAAAUCUAAAAGUAUACGUAUAAAAGAAAAUGGAGAAGUAGCUGAAGCUGCCAAAGAUGAUCAAGAAGAUACACAAGUGGACGAAUCAAUACAAGAAGAAGUCGAAAUACCCAAGAGUGAACAAGAAAAAUCCCUUGAAAAAAUACAGGAGACUGGACGUUUGUUUAUCAGAAACAUACUGUAUGAUGCAAAAGAAGAAGAUUUUAGAAAUCUAUUUCUGAAAUAUGGAUCGUUAGAAGAAGUUCAUGUUGCAAUUGAUACAAGAACAGGUAAAUCAAAAGGUUUUGUAUAUAUUCAAUUCAAUAACACUGAAGAUGCAGUAAAUGCAUUUGAAUCACAAGAUAAACAAAUUUUCCAGGGUAGACUUUUACAUAUUUUGCCAGCUGAUAAAAAGAAAAGUCAUAGAUUAGAUGAAUUUGACUUGAAAAAUCUACCUUUAAAGAAACAAAGAGAGUUGAAAAAGAAAGAACAAGCUGCCAAAACACAAUUUAGUUGGAAUAGUCUUUAUAUGAACACAGAUGCAGUGAUGGAGUCAAUGGCUGCAAAAUUAGGUGUUUCCAAAUCUCAAUUGAUUGAUCCAGAAAAUUCAAGUUCAGCAGUUAAACAAGCAUUAGCAGAAGCUCAUGUUAUAGGUGAUGUAAGAAAAUUUUUUGAAGAUAAAGGAGUUGAUUUAACAAGUUUUAACAAUAAAGAUAGAGAUGAUAAAAUUAUAUUGGUGAAGAAUUUUGCAUUUGGUACAACUAUAGAAGAACUAGGUGAAACAUUCUCACAAUAUGGACCAAUUAAACGAAUGAUAAUGCCACCGGCAGGUACAAUUGCAAUCGUAGAAUUUAAAGAUGCACCAAGUGCAAGAGCUGCAUUCACUAAAUUAGCAUAUAAAAGAUUUGGUACAAGUAUACUAUACUUGGAAAAAGGUCCAAAAGAUUUAUUCACUCGUGAACCAACAUCAGUUGAGAGUGUGGAAGUUAAAGAACCAGAGACUGAAAAUGUUGUUGAAGCCAAAAUUUCGGUCAAUGAUAUUAUGGGCGAACCACAAACCGAGCAAGAAGAAGCAAUUCAAGGAUCUUCAGUUUCUAUUUUCGUUAAGAAUCUUAAUUUUUCAACUACUGUUCAACAAUUAUCAGAUCUUUUCAAACCAUUACCAGGGUUUGUAAAUGCAACAGUUAAAACUAAACCAGAUCCAAAAAACUCCGGUAAAACUUUAAGUAUGGGUUUUGGAUUUGUUGAAUUCAAAUCACAAGCUCAAGCUAAUGCUGCAAUUUCAACAUUGGAUGGUCAUGUAUUAGACGGUCAUAAAUUACAAUUAAAAAUAUCACACAAGCAAUCAACCUCAUCAACUUCAUCCACCACAUCAAAAUCAAACAAAUCUACUAAAAUACUUAUCAAAAAUUUACCAUUCGAAGCUACAAGAAAAGAUCUUUUGGAAUUAUUUGGUGCUUUCGGUCAAUUGAAGUCAGUUAGAGUACCUAAAAAAUUCGAUCAAACAGCAAGAGGGUUUGCAUUCAUUGAAUUCAAUUUACUUAAAGAAGCAGAAAAUGCAAUGAAACAAUUAGAAGGUGUUCAUUUAUUAGGUAGAAGAUUAGUUAUGCAAUAUGCUGAAAAGGAUUCUGAAAAUGCUGAAGCAGAGAUUGAAAAAAUGACCAAAAAAGUUAAAAAACAAAUGGGUACUCAAAAUUUAGCUGCUGCUAGAUUAGCUGGGAAAUCUAGAAUUGAACUAGAAGAGAAAACUAAUGAAUUUGAUGAAUUUUGA
Lodderomyces jiufengensis is the source of this 2469-nucleotide messenger RNA. RefSeq names its product RNA-binding ribosome biosynthesis protein. The record is from RefSeq and is a predicted model, not a curated record. The transcript has a single exon. Gene Ontology annotation, molecular function: RNA binding. Lineage: Eukaryota; Fungi; Ascomycota; Pichiomycetes; Serinales; Debaryomycetaceae. Bases 1 to 2469 code for a protein of 822 amino acids.